Messenger RNA from Erigeron canadensis, 2539 nucleotides. RefSeq names its product pentatricopeptide repeat-containing protein At5g46580, chloroplastic. Lineage: Eukaryota; Viridiplantae; Streptophyta; Magnoliopsida; Asterales; Asteraceae. Bases 104 to 2257 code for a protein of 717 amino acids. The record is from RefSeq and is a predicted model, not a curated record. The transcript has 3 exons. Gene Ontology annotation, molecular function: protein binding.
AAAAACCCUAGCAAAAGCCUUCAGUCACUUCACUGUUCUGUUUUCUGGACUUAACCAAAUCGGACCCUUUCUGUUUGAUCCGUUUCAGGAUUUGGGUAGAAAAAUGAAUCUGAAGUAUUUGUUAUUAAGACUGCCGGUUAAGAAUGUGUCCAGGUUUAACAGUAGACGAACCCCGUCAUGGAAUUAUAGAGAAAUUUGCACGGCUCGUUGUGUUUCCCCUGUGUUUCAUUUGACUGAUAGUUCUAGGACCGAAAACUGUAAAACCCGAAUGGGAAUUUUAGUAUCGGGCAGGUUUGUUCACUCGGGUGUAGAAGCUAGUUUUGUGAGUACGGAGGAAGAUGAAAAUGCGAUUACGAAUGAGUUUUUAUCGCGGUUUGUGUGGAUAAUGAGAGGGAAACUUAAUGAGGCUUAUGCUGAUGCUAGUAAGAAAGAUAUUGAUGCUAUGCUUCAGCUUAUUGUUGGGAAGGUUGUAACGGAAAUGGAUGAGGGACGACUUGGGGAGAAUAUCGAGUCUGCGUCAGCUUUGGCUUCUGAGGAUUUCAGUGAGGAUUUGUGGAGAACGGUUUGGGAGGUUAGCCAUGUUGUGUUGGAAGAUAUGAAGAAGGCGAAAAAGAAGGAAAAAAUGAAGACUUAUCUUCAGUCUGAAGAAGUGAAAGAAAUGACAAGGUUUGCUGGUGAGAUAGGGAUUCGAGGGGAUUUGUUGAGGGAACUUAGGUUUAAAUGGGCUCGUGAGAAAAUGGAGGAUAGUGAGUUUUAUGAGUCGUUGGAGCGUAUGCGUCAAGAAUCUAAGGAACUAGAAGUAGAAGAAGACACUCAUGAAGAUAUGAAACCAGAAGAAGAAACAGAAACUCUGGAAGCUUCUGAAAGUGAUAUCGAGGGAGAAAAUGUUGUUAGUCAGGGAGUUUCUUUACCAAAAAGAAGUGGAAAGAUAAAAUUCAAUAUUUAUGGUCUUGAUCUUUCGAAACCAAAAUGGGCGGAAAUGGCUGAACAAAUCCAUGAGGCUGGAGCUGGUAUAUGGCAGCAGGAACUCAAGCCUAUUACCGGGAAAUGCAAGAUUGUUACAGAGAAGAUACUUUCGUUGCAAGUAGAUGAUGACCCUUCACCACUACUUGCAGAAUGGAUUGAGCUAGUACAACCUAGCAGGGUCGACUGGAUUACUCUGCUUGAUAGAUUAAAAGAGAAGAAUUAUCAAGUGUAUUUUAAGGUUGCAGAAAAUCUACUUGAUGAAGUAUCCUUCCAAGCUGAUAUAGGUGAUUUUUCACAACUAGUGGAUGCCCAUGUCAAGCAUAACCAAUUUACUGAUGCCGAACGAAUUAUCAAGAAAAUGAAUGAAAAAGGCAUCGUACCCGACAUUAUAACAAAGACCAGUAUGGUUCAUAUGUACAACAAAGCAGGCAAGCUUGAUCUUGCAAAAGAAGCUUUUGAAAGCCUGAAAACUCAAGGGUUCCAACCAGACCUUAAAGUUUACAACUCAAUGAUUAUGGCUUAUGUCAGUGCUGGUGAUCAUAAAAAGGUUGAAUUGUUAUUGAGAGAAUUAGAGCAGAAGAGUUUAAAACCAUCAGAAGAUACAUUUUUAGCAUUACUCAAGUCAUUUAGUGAGCAUGGCGAUGCAACUGGAGCAGAAAAAAUUGUGGGGAGAAUGGUGUUUGCUGGUUAUCAACCGAGUCUCAAGUCAAACACGUAUCUUGUUGAGGCUUAUAGUCGGGUUGGCCACACCGAUAAAGCAAGAGAGUAUUUUGAUGACAUUAUCAAACUCGGGUACAAACCCGAUGACAAGUGUAUUGCCAGAAUGAUUGCAGCUUAUGCUCAUAAGAAUUUAUUGGAUAAAGGGUUGCAACUCUUACUGCAGCUCGAAAAAGAUGGCAUUGAGCACGGUGUUGCCACUUAUGCUGUGCUUAUUGAUUGGCUUUGUAAGUUGCAAUUGAUUGAUGAAGCAGAAGACUUAUUGGGAAAGUUUGGUGAGAAAGGUGUUUCUCCUCCACUUGAUGUUCAUAUAAGCCUUUGUGAUAUGUACGCUAGGGCUCGGGAAGAAAAGAAAGCCCUUCAAGCUCUUGGAGUUCUCGAGGCCAAUAAGGAGAAAUUGAGGCCUUAUGAUUUUGAGAAAGUUAUAAGUGCUCUUUUAGAAGGUGGAUUUGGACAAGAUGCCGAGAGAAUGCAUAAAUUGAUGAUAGAUCAGGGGUUUAAACUAUCUGAGCAGCUGACAAUGAGCUUACAAGCUUCUCAAGUAGUGGGUCAUGGGAGACGAUUGAGGAAGUAGUUUUAGAUAAUUUAAGUUGCUGAUUUUGUCAUGAUUCAUCUUCUGCUACAGUUUUACCAUCAUGAACUGAGAAUGGUAAGUCAUCUUCACAGAAGAAAUUUGCUGUUAUUUGUUAGAAUCAAUCAGAGUUUCAUAGUUGUUAUUUGUUAGAAUCAAUCAGAGCUUCAUAUGUUUAUGUAACCUACAUUAUAUGUGGUCUUCGUUAUGAUGUUACAGUAUUUUUGUUCUGUUAUAUUACUAAAAGUUAAUAAUGCGAAUUAACAGCUACUGCUGUUUAAAGUA